This is a messenger RNA of Cynara cardunculus var. scolymus (artichoke), 1320 nucleotides long. RefSeq lists its product as uncharacterized. Bases 1 to 1320 code for a protein of 439 amino acids. The record is from RefSeq and is a predicted model, not a curated record. Lineage: Eukaryota; Viridiplantae; Streptophyta; Magnoliopsida; Asterales; Asteraceae. The transcript has 3 exons.
AUGGGGGAUUUCAACUCAAUGCUAUUUCCUCAUGAUGGCUUGGGUGGCUCCUCUAGRCRUAACUCAGAUAUGGAGGAAUUUCAUCUCUGUCUGGAAGAAGUUGAACUUUUUGAUAUCUCGUAUCAGGGAUGCCAAUUUACUUGGACGCAGAAACCUUGUGGGGGAAAUGGUAUUAUGCGUAAACUUGAUCGUAUCUUGGGUAAUUCAGCUUUCAUUUCUAGAUUUGGGGAUGCAGCUGUUUUCUUUGAACCACGRGGGAUUUCCGAUCAUUCUCCRGGAAUUCUUUCUUUCAAAGUUGGUAGGCGUAUUYGUCAGCGUGGUUUCAAAUUUGAUAAUAUAGUGACGUCUCAUGUGGAUUUUAUUAAAUCUGUGGAGGGGGUGUGGAAGAAACCUCAUCGAGGCUCUUAUAUGAAAAGAGUACUUAGGAAAAUGCAAGACUUAAAAGGAGUUUGUCGGCGGMUUCGUAAUUCUUUUGGUUGUUUGGAUAAACGGGUGGCUAGUUUAAAAACGGAGCUUGAAGUUGCUCAAUUGGCUUGUGAUCUAGAUCCUUUUAAUGAUUUGCURAAGGAGGACAUUGCCCACCUCCUGUUAGCAUAUCAAAAAGCUAGAAAUGAUCAAAUGGAAAUGAUUCGACAAAAAGCAAAGAUUUCUUGGCUAAAUGAAGGUGAUGGUAAUUCAAAGUUCUUCUUUCAUGCAAUGAGAGAAAAACGUCAUAGGAGUCAUAUUGCUACUAUUGUCGAUGCUGCUGGUACGGUUUUCGUUAAUCAAGACGUGCCUAAAGCCUUUAUUACGCAUUUUGAAGGUAUUUUGGGUASAUCUAAUAGUUUGGUUAAUCCGUCUAUGGAAGAUUGUACUUUUGUUCGCUCUUUAUCGGUAUCAGAUUCUUUGCACCUAAUCAGACCUAUUACGGACAUGGAGAUUYAGACUGCACUGUUUGAUAUUGGGAAUGAAAAGGCACYUGGUCCUGAUGGGUUCUCGUCAAAGUUUUUUAAAGCAGCUUGGAAUGUGGUUGGGAGGGAUGUUCUCAUUGCGGGGGACGCAAUUUCAGUUGAAGUGCUAAAACGUGCUCUCCAUUUGUUUGAAGAACGUUCGGGUCUGUCUCUAAGUCUUGCUAAAAGUGAAGUUUUCUUUGGGAAUGUGGGGAUGGAUGUUCAGAAUAUCAUUCGACACAGUCUUCCUUUUCGUCCGGGGGUUUUUCCUAUUCGCUACCUGGGAGUGCCUCUCUCUCCUGUUCGUUUAAAGAAAUACUAUGUGGGUAUCAUGGAUCCAGUCUCAUUGUAUUCGAGGCAGGAAUUUUUGGAUUAUAAAGAAAAGGAAUGA